AUGAAGUGGUCGAGUGGCCCUGUGGUGGGUGUUGGCGAUGCAGUUCACCCUGUCUCGCCAUAUGCAGCGUAUGGAAUGGGCAUAGCGCUCGAGAACGGCUCCUUCCUCGCUCGAGCAUUAGAUGGGGUUGAUUUAUGUGCUCAGAGGGCCGCCAAUGCCAGAUUUGAAAUCUACGAGAAAGAGCGAGUCGACUAUGCGAAUCACAAUUUCGAGUUCGCCCCGGUACCUGGGGAGGGUGUUCCAUUCUACUUCCGCGAUUUCUGGCCUAUCUUCGCGAUAUGA
Penicillium argentinense is the source of this 282-nucleotide messenger RNA. RefSeq names its product FAD/NAD(P)-binding domain-containing protein. Lineage: Eukaryota; Fungi; Ascomycota; Eurotiomycetes; Eurotiales; Aspergillaceae. Bases 1 to 282 code for a protein of 93 amino acids. The record is from RefSeq and is a predicted model, not a curated record. The transcript has a single exon. Gene Ontology annotation, molecular function: FAD binding.